Molecule: messenger RNA, 3432 nt
Organism: Penicillium malachiteum
Lineage: Eukaryota; Fungi; Ascomycota; Eurotiomycetes; Eurotiales; Aspergillaceae
Product: DNA-directed DNA polymerase gamma MIP1
Exons: 2
Coding region: 1-3432 (1143 amino acids)
Biological process (GO): mitochondrial DNA replication
Cellular component (GO): gamma DNA polymerase complex; mitochondrion
Molecular function (GO): DNA-directed DNA polymerase activity; 3'-5' exonuclease activity; DNA binding
Source: RefSeq, a predicted model, not a curated record
AUGUUAUCCUGGAAUUCUUCCUGUGCGCCUUAUUCCAGGGGGCUUGUGAGGUCUUCGCGCUUGAAGUUGCGCCCGGUGCCGAUUCAUCAGGGACUAUGGCAGAUUCCGAGGAGUGGCUGGCAAUGUCGCAAAAACCAUACUCGUGUCGAUGGAGAACCCCGGCGAUCACUCAGAGUUCCUGCAUCUCCUAGGUUCAACGAGAUUGGCGUUCAGCAACUGAGUGACCAUGUACACCUCCAAGUUUUCCCAAUCCAAGGUCGCAUCCCAGAUCCAGAACUUGUCGCAUUAUCCAAAGACCAUUUAGCCAGACAUGACCUCCUGGGAAAGUCCCAGUCAGGAGGCGAUCCAAUCGCAUUCGACCUACCACCUCUGCAAGGACAAACACUCGACGAGCACUUCUAUAAAUUGGGAAUGGAUGCAUCGGAACCCUACUUGACCUUCGCCAAACACUAUGCAGCCGUGAAUUGCCCCCCAAAGCCUCGCAAAUGGGUUAAGCGCAGUGGGUGGACAAAAUACAACUCGGAUGGAUCUUCCGAGCCUGUGGAUGCACCUGAGGAAGAUAUGCUUACCUUUGACACGGAGGUUAUGUACAAAGACAAUCCGUUUGCUGUGAUGGCUUGUGCUGUGAGCCCGACUACCUGGUAUGCCUGGAUAUCGCCGUGGCUACUUGGAGAAACAGAGGAGAAAAUUCAUUUGAUACCUCUGGGUGACCCAUCCAGCCCUCGUAUCGUGGUUGGUCACAACAUUGGUUAUGACCGCGCGCGAGUUUUGGAGGAGUAUGAUAUGCGCCAGACUCAAAACUUCUAUGUGGACACAAUGUCCCUUCAUGUUGCUGUGAACGGAAUGUGCUCACAGCAAAGACCAACAUGGAUGCGCCAUAAAAAGAAUAAGGAUCUUCGUGACAAGAUUGCUAGCGAGCACAAUUCGGCUGAACUAGCAUCGCUACUCGAAAAUAAUAUGCUGAGAGAAGAGGAAGAAGAACUGUGGGUGGGACGAAGCUCAGUGAAUUCCUUGAGAGAUGUGGCAAAAUUCCAUUGCGAUGUAACUAUCGACAAGGCGCAGAGAGAUUUCUUCGGCGAGCUUGAUCGAGAAACUUUGUUGACAAAACUGGAAGAACUGUUAGACUACUGCGCUGCUGAUGUAGCCAUCACACACCGUGUCUAUCGCAAGGUAUUCCCCAAUUUCUUGGAGACAUGUCCUCACCCUGUGAGCUUCGGUGCUUUACGACAUCUCUCUUCAGUUAUUCUUCCUGUCAAUGAAACUUGGCAAGAGUAUAUCACUCGAGCUGAAGAAACCUAUCACAAACGCCUCGAAGAUGUUCAACGGAAAUUGAUUGAAUUAUGCAAUCAUGCACUGGACGUCAAGGAAAAACCAGAUGUAUACACAACGGAUCCUUGGUUACAGCAGCUGGAUUGGUCUGGCCAGGAGAUCAAGAUGGUGAAAGGUAGAAAGAAGGGCGAUCCGCCACGUCCAGCAGCACGGCAGAAGAAACCGGGCAUGCCUAAGUGGUACAAAGAUCUUUUCCCAUCAAGUAAUGCAGAGAUCAACUUGACUGUCCGAACUCGAAUUGCACCUAUUCUGCUCAAGCUGUCUUGGGAUGGUUACCCGCUUGUUUGGUCUGAUAAGCAUGGGUGGACAUUCCGAGUCCCUCGAGAAGAGGUGAAGAAAUACGAUAAUCAGCCCGUUGUUGUUUGUGAUAUGACCGAGGAGAAAAUUGUUCAGUUACGCGACGACAAGAAGAAUACAUACUUCAAAGUUCCGCAUAAGGAUGGUCCUCAAGCCAGGUGCACAAAUCCGUUGGGUAAAGGCUAUCUGCAAUACUUUGAGCGAGGCAUUUUAUCGUCUCAGUAUGAGCUUGCCAAAGAAGCUUUGGAUAUGAAUGCUUCUUGCUCCUAUUGGAUUAGUGCUCGUGACAGGAUCAUGAGCCAAAUGGUGGUCUACCAGGACCAAGUUCAAUCCCACGGCAUGCAAGACAAGAGUGACGGUCGAGUCGGAUUUAUUCUACCUCAAAUCAUUCCGAUGGGCACUAUCACCCGGCGUGCCGUGGAGAAUACUUGGCUCACCGCGAGUAAUGCGAAGGGAAAUCGUGUUGGAUCAGAGCUCAAGGCUAUGAUCAAGGCACCUCCGGGUUAUUCGUUUGUUGGUGCUGAUGUUGAUUCACAAGAACUCUGGAUUGCCAGUCUUGUUGGAGACGCGUCCUUCCAGAUACACGGAGGAAACGCCAUUGGUUUUAUGACACUGGAGGGAUCCAAAGCACAAGGGACCGAUCUGCACUCUCGCAGUGCUCAGAUUCUGGGAAUCUCUCGUAAUGAUGCUAAGGUUUUCAACUAUGGGCGCAUUUACGGAGCUGGUCUCAAGUUUGCGGCCACCCUUCUCCGGCAGUUCAAUCCAUCUUUGACCGAACGUCAAACACAGGAAACAGCAGCAAAUCUUUACAAGGAGACCAAAGGCGUGCGAACCUCCCGUCGUAUUCUCAGCGAAACCCCGUUCUGGCGAGGCGGCACUGAAUCAUUUGUGUUCAAUAAGCUCGAGGAAUUUGCCGACCAAGAGAGGCCACGAACCCCUGCUCUUGGUGCUGGAAUCACCGAAGCCCUCAUGCGCCGAUUCAUCAACAAAGGUAGCUUUAUGACAUCUCGAAUCAACUGGGCCAUUCAGUCAUCUGGAGUUGAUUAUCUUCAUCUGCUCAUCAUCGGCAUGGACUAUCUGAUAAGGCGAUUCAAUAUUCAAGCUCGCUUGGCAAUCACAGUCCACGAUGAAAUCCGUUACAUGGUGAAAGACGAAGAUAGGUACCGUGCAGCCAUGGCAUUGCAAAUCACCAAUCUGUGGACGCGUGCCAUCUUCUCUCAACAAGUGGGCAUUGAUGACCUUCCCCAAUCUUGUGCCUAUUUCUCUGCUGUUGAUGUCGACCACGUGCUUCGCAAAGAAGUUGAUAUGGAUUGCAUCACACCAUCACACCCACACAAAAUCCCUCACGGCGAAACUUUGGACAUUGCUCAGUUAUUGGAAAAGGACGAGCAGGCUUUCUUGGACCUUACUAUUACACCAACCUCCCCCCCUCGUCCAGAGAACUAUGUCUACGAGCCACGCGAGUCUGUCAUGUCAGCCCUGCAAGCAUCUAACGAUGUGGAUUUCAUUAAAGCCCAGAUCACCAAGGAUGAUAAAGAGCUCCGUGACAUCAUUAAAGAGAAGACCCGCGUAACAACCACCGCGAAACCCGCCGUUUCAAGAUCUCCCGCAAAAGCUCGCGGCAAAACGAACAGCUGGCCUUCAGCGGAGCCUCAGCGUGCUGUUCUCAUGGACAUGGAGUCUGGCUUAUAUCCAGACUUCCGAAGUCCCCCUCGCACUACUCCUACCUCUACCCAUGGAGGCAAGUCGUCUCAAGUGGGCUUUGAUCGCCCUACUUGGAAACCCAGACCCUUUGCUCGAGCUUAA